Molecule: messenger RNA, 624 nt
Organism: Erinaceus europaeus (western European hedgehog)
Lineage: Eukaryota; Metazoa; Chordata; Mammalia; Eulipotyphla; Erinaceidae
Gene: GSC2
Product: goosecoid homeobox 2
Exons: 3
Coding region: 1-624 (207 amino acids)
Biological process (GO): regulation of transcription by RNA polymerase II
Cellular component (GO): nucleus
Molecular function (GO): RNA polymerase II cis-regulatory region sequence-specific DNA binding; DNA-binding transcription factor activity, RNA polymerase II-specific
Source: RefSeq, a predicted model, not a curated record
AUGGCGGUGGCGGGGGGCACGGCGAGCCGUAGGGGCUCCGAGCGGCCCUGCCCCUUCUCCAUCGAGCACAUCCUGUCAAGCGCGCCCGAGCGGAGCCCCCCGGCCCGGGCCACCCUCCCGCUGCAACCCCCCAGGCCCUCGAGCCCUGCGCAGCCCGGCGAGCCUGGGGCGCCCGACGCCGCGCCCUGCGCCUGCUGCUGCUGUUGCGCACCCCGCGCCGUGCCCCGGGGCCCCCCGCAGCCGGCGGCCGCGCUGGGCUCGCGGCUGCCGUGGCCACUGAAGCUGGGACCCGCCGCGCCCUCGCCCCUGCCCAUGCCUCUGGCGGCGCAGGCUGGAGGCUCCGGGCCGCUACCCAGCGAGGGCGGCCCCGGGCCACAGCGGCGCACGCGGCGCCACCGCACCAUCUUCAGUGAGGAGCAGCUGCAGGCUCUGGAGGCGCUCUUCCUGCAGAACCAGUACCCCGACGUGGGCACCCGCGAACGCCUGGCCGGCCGCAUCCGCCUGCGCGAGGAGCGCGUGGAGGUCUGGUUCAAGAACCGUCGGGCCAAGUGGCGACAUCAGAAGCGUGCUGCGUCCACCAGACUCCUGCACGGAGUCAAGAAGUCCCCUAAGGAGAACUGCUGA